GGAUGUUAUGCUGAACACCUUUGAUACUUUUCCCUAUAUAUAAUUUGGACCAACACUAUAUAGAAAUAUACAACUGAAAGACGAGAAAAUAUAAGUUAAUAAUGGUACGUGGUUUAUCACUUAGCUCUCUUCUUCUUUUUUUUCAGUAUAUAAUUUUUAUAUGGGCUGGAAGUGCAACUUCAGCUUCAACUACAGAAAGCUUCGUCAUAUGCGUAUCAAAAAAUUCUGAGCUUUCCGUACCAGUCACCACAACCAUUUUCACACCAAACAACUCAUCAUUUACUAAUAUUCUCGGAUCAUCAGCGACGAAUCUGCGGUUCUUAGACCCUUCAGUUCCAAAACCGGAGUUUUUAUUUACACCAUUACAUGAUUCCCACGUCCAAGCAGCCGUUAUUUGUCUGAAAGAGCUCGGAUUACAACUCAGAGUCCGAAGUGGAGGCCAUGACUACGAAGGAGUCUCCUACGCAUCUCUAAACCAGAGUCGUUUCGCCGUGAUAGAUCUUGUCAAUCUUCGACGUAUCAACGUUGACAUCCAAGAUAACUCUGCUUGGGUUCAGGCCGGCGCCACGAAUGGAGAACUUUACUACAGAAUCUCUCAGAAAGGCAAAGUACAUGCUUUCCCAGCUGGAAUUUGCACGAGCGUAGGGAUUGGUGGCCACAUCACAGGAGGAGGUUAUGGUUCUCUGCUAAGAAAAUAUGGCCUCGCCGCUGAUAACGUCGUGGAUGCUCUAAUCGUCGAUGUUAACGGAAGAAUUCUUAAUAGAACAGCCAUGGGAGAAGACUUGUUUUGGGCCAUAAGAGGUGGCGGCGGAGGAAGCUUUGGAGUCAUUCUUUGGUGGAAGGUUAAACUUGUACCGGUUCCGGCCACCGUGACAGUGUUUAAAGUGACCAAGAAUUUGAAGCAGGGCGCCACGAAGAUCAUCUAUAAGUGGCAACAAAUCGUUGAUAAGCUUCCUGAAGAUCUCAUGCUUAAAGUUACCAUGGUAGUGGUCAACGGUACUAUAGAAACUUAUUACGAAGCUCUUUUUCUCGGAAACACUGAUGGACUCCUUCGAAUCAUGAAAACGAGGUUCCCUGAGUUAGGUGUGACCCAAAAAGAUUGUAUCGAAAUGAGUUGGGUUGAGUCUGCGGGUUUCCUCGAAGGAAGACCAAUUGGAACACCGGUUGAGUACCUUCUUCAAUCGAAAUCUAUAUACAGGACCUUUUUCAAGGCCAAGUCAGACUACAUAAAAGUUCCCAUACCAGAAGUGGCUCUCGAGGGGUUGUGGGAAAGGAUGUUGAAAAAAGACAUUACACCAACGAUAAUUUGGACUCCUUAUGGUGGAAAGAUGAGCAUGAUUCCAGAAUCUGAUACCCCUUUCCCUCAUAGGAAAGGAGUCAUUUAUAUGAGUCAGUACUUCAGUUUCUGGUUAGCUGGGGAGCAACAUCCAGAGAGGCACCUUAAUUGGAUUAAGGAGUUGUAUGAGUACAUAACUCCUUAUGUUUCCAUGUCUCCACGAGAAGCCUAUGUGAACUAUAGAGAUCUUGAUAUUGGGAGGAACGAGAUUGGCAGAACUACAAGCUUCGAGCAAGCGAGUGUUUGGGGUAAGAAGUAUUUCAAGGAUAACUUCAACAGAUUGGUAACUGUGAAAAGUAAAGUUGAUCCGGGUAACUUCUUUAGGCAUGAACAGAGUAUUCCACCUAUUAAAAGAUAUACAUAAAUAUAUAUAUAUAUAUAUAUAUCUUACAAUAAAUUCAUAAGACAUAAAAGUCAAAUAAUGUAUGCGUGUUGUUUAUGUUCAAUAACACUAUAAUAGGGCAUAAAUUUCCUUUACGUUUACAAAUUUCAUCAAAUGUUACUAUUGGGCUUUGAAAAUAUGGCAAUGUUUACUAAACAUGUUUGCGAAUUUGUAACAACAAUUAAAAAAAAAUGUUGUAUUUCACUGUUA
Molecule: messenger RNA, 1928 nt
Organism: Humulus lupulus (European hop)
Lineage: Eukaryota; Viridiplantae; Streptophyta; Magnoliopsida; Rosales; Cannabaceae
Product: berberine bridge enzyme-like 26
Exons: 1
Coding region: 102-1700 (532 amino acids)
Molecular function (GO): oxidoreductase activity; FAD binding
Source: RefSeq, a predicted model, not a curated record